AUGCAUAAAGGAACAAUAGCACCACACUGGGCCCAAUUCAUUCGAGGAGAGGUGGUGGAGUCGAAAGGAGAAGUGAACAACACAAAGCGUUACAUGGUAGAGGACGAAGAAACGAAGAAGCAUUUCACUUUGAUACUCGACGAUUGUUGGCAUCAGACGGAUUUGCGUGUCGGGGAAAUCAUCCACAUCAUAUUUCUCGAGGAAAGGUUUACUUAUAUACUUCCUGACACUAUUUCACUGACUAACACUUCUCCUUUGUUACUUAUUGAGUACCCGGACGUCAUGAUUAACACUACUGGUGUUGUCAACUCGAUGUUUUGUAAUCGAAAGACUAUUAUAAGCGGCUAUGUGUAUUCGGAUGAAUCAAUUGAAGCAGCGGAGAUCGGGACAGUCAUCCACGAGUCUGUCCAGCAUGUCAUCAUCACUGAUAUGAAAGAGUUUAACCGCCAAAUUUUCAGGGAGCUGGUUGAGGAAAUCACCGACGAGCGGCUUACUAAAGUGUAUUGUCUCGGACUGACCCGCGAGCAGUUUAUCGUGCGCGCGAUGGAGUUUUACAACUCAGUGAAUGACUGGUUCACGUGUUGGAGGAAGCAUUGUGUAGAAACACAAAAGCGUGAACUUCCCGUGAAAGAGUUAGUUGCCGCUGAGGCGCAGUUGCAGUCGUACAUCUUUGGGUUUAAAGGGUCGAUAGACAUCUUGUUGAAGAAUGAUGAAGGGGAGGUGUUAGUAGAAAUGAAGACGGGCAAAGCAAAGCCUGAGAAUGAAGCACAAGUCACGUUCUACUUUCUACUGUUGAGUGGGUUCUUAGAGAAACAGUACCAUCAAUUUUCAGGGCUACUCAAUUACGUCCACAAAGACGAGAACCGCUUUGAACAAGUGCAACCAACACUUCCCAAUUUGGGGAACAUCGCGCGACUAAGAAAUGAGUUGGCGGUGUAUAUGGUUGACUCGAGAAUACCAAACGAAAUGCAAAUUAGUAAGACGGAAGUGGCGUGCAGGUAUUGUGCGUUCACGAAACAUUGUGCGCUUGUGUGUUUGAAUGAUGGUAUCGAUUUUGGAAGAGACGAGAUAUCUCACUUGAGCGAUAGAGAGAGGCAAUUCUACAUGAAAUACCUGAAAAUAAUGCGAAGUGAAAUUCGGCGAGUCGACGAGGAGAAUGUCAAGCGGUGGACGACUCCAGAUGAUGCGCCCGCGUUGAGCAGAAAGGCGAAAUUGACGAAACGCGAAUUGACAAAGAAGCGUCCGGACUAUUACAUCUACACGUUUGAAGGAGACAUCACAUAUUACGAGGGGCUCACUUGUGUAUCGAGUGAAGAUGGGAAAAUUAAUAUAGUGAAGGGGUACAUGAUGCCACCUGAAGAGAAAGACUGGAAAGUUGAAAAAGAGGUUGUUGUUAUAGACGAUGACAGUGAAGCAGCCACACAAGACACCAUUGAAAUAGUUGGGAAGAGUGAAAAAGUGUUAGGGACUGUCUUAAAACGAGUACGAAUACGAACACCACAGAGGAUGUUCUAUGAUAAAGAUGUUGGGUAUCGGCUGGAUCGGUUCAUUGGUAAUAACAGUCUGAUGUCGACCAUGAACAUGAUAGGAAAGUUGAUGGAAGAUAGUGAUGAAAUGAAAAGGAUAAGAGACUUGAUCAUCAACAAUGUGUCUUGUCCUGUUGUACAAUUUGCGGAGAGUUUGAUUUCACAGAAGACCACUAUUAUGACAAAUAUCGAUGAGGACGAGUUUGGGUGGGUGUUUGACCAAAUUAAUAUCGACCAACAUGAACCCGUGAUUAAGACGUAUGACCAGAUGAAUGAGUUUCUUGUGGGCACUCUUGCAGGGUCACAUAACAUUACUCCCAUACUUGGACUCACACCAGAAAUGGCGAUCACUGCAAUCGUUGGGUUUUGUAGAGGAACGACAAAAAGAGUGUUCGUCACAGCAUCGUCGAGCGAUUUACUCAAUAGGAUCAAAGAAAAACUUCCACCGGAGCGAACGAUGUUGUACUCUGACAUGGACGCGCUUCUGAAAGAAAACAAAGUCAUUGAAGAUGUGAUAGAAAAUCAUCCGUAUGUGCUUGCACCGUGCAGUAGCGCGACAAGAAAGUUUAUCCAAUCUCUCCAAUUUGACGUCGCGAUAAUUGCCGACGCCAUUAAUUUCAAUGUCAUUCAAGCACUUGCCGUAUUCUAUUUGACCGAGACAGUGUGGCUGUUUGAGGGAGCGAAGACGACGCAAUUGGAUGAAGGAGAGGCUCUCGACAAACAAAGUGUGUACACUGUCUUCAGUGGGAAAAGUAAGUAUUCGUUGUCUGCAAUACUCGACAAAGAAGUUGCGGAGAGUUUGAAAGCACAAACGUUGGAUAUUGAAGAUUUGGGGUUUAACUCGACUGAGUUGAACGACUUGUGUAAUUGA
This is a messenger RNA of Entamoeba invadens IP1, 2397 nucleotides long. Its product is annotated as DNA replication helicase DNA2, putative. The record is from RefSeq and is a predicted model, not a curated record. NCBI's taxonomy places the organism in Eukaryota, Evosea, Mastigamoebida, Endamoebidae. The transcript has a single exon. Bases 1 to 2397 code for a protein of 798 amino acids.